AUGGCAGAGGUUAGCAACACAACAAACUGCGACCAAACUCUAGAGAUAACAUUCUGGGUCCUUAACUUAACCAUAGGUGCUGUCACCCUCUCUGGAAAUAUUAUAGUUUUGGCCGCCAUAGUAACGAACUCAACUCUCCGUCAAUAUCCGUUAAAUCAAUUUCUUGCCUCAUUAGCUGUCAGCGACAUCAUCAUGGGCGCAUGCGUCAGUCCCACUUACUCUUUGUUUUGCCUUGGGUGCCUGGAUUACCCGCUGAGCAAAUACUGCCGGCUCAUGGAGGGUCCAAAAGACAUUGCUCUCAGCUCCAGUAGCCUUAAUUUACUUGUUAUUUCAUGUGAUCGCUACUUAGCAGUUUACUGGCCUCUUCGGUACCAGACAAUCAUGACUUCUCGGAGAGUUGUCCUACUUUUUUGUCUCUCAUGGGGGGUGGCCUUGACAGUUGCUGGAAUCCGCCACGUUUGGACGCACACGAAGCAAGGAGCUGAAUUAGAUCACAUCGACAGCGUCUACAACAUAUGGCUUAUCACCUUGUUUGUCGUUAUCCCUUGCAUAAUUAUCACUAUAAUCAAUAUAAAAAUCACGCUGGCCAUCAGAAAACAAGUACAGCGUAUGCAGGAUAUUGCUCUUGAAAUUGCGCAUGCCCAAAAUGAGAACGAGGCUAAUAGCCCGGAUGAAAGUCAAGUUGAGGUACUACGAAACCGAAAAGGAACUUUUGCUUGUGUUUUAGUCGUCAUGGUGUUUGUAGUAUGCUGGAUUCCACGGGUAAUUUUUAACUUUCAGUACCGUACAAAAGGUAAUCUUGCUGCGGUAAACACGCUAGUCCAGAAACUUUCAAUGUUUUUCUUAAUAGCACAGUCAUCUGUGAAUCCAUUUAUUUAUUCCUUCUGUCGAGCUGAUUUUCAAAGGGCUGCUGCCAAGAUUUUAAAAUGUAAUAGCCACUGA
Porites evermanni is the source of this 942-nucleotide messenger RNA. The record is from the annotation of a GenBank genome assembly. Lineage: Eukaryota; Metazoa; Cnidaria; Anthozoa; Scleractinia; Poritidae.